AUGUCAAAAGGUACAACCUGUCAAAAGGCUAUCGUCAACUGGGAAGCUGCUAAUCCUGGUAAAAAUCCUUCUGAAGCAGAAGAAAUCAAGCUAAUUUUCUAAAUUCCUCCUAUUGAAAAGAUGGACGGUCCCGUUUUAAACACUCUUACUAAAUGCAAAAAGCUAUCUUUAUCUUCAAACUCUAUCGAUAAAAUGAUCUCUUUGAAUAUGCUCCGAAAUUUAGAAAUUUUGUCUCUGUCUCGUAAUGUCAUCAAAAAGAUUAGUGGUUUAGAAGAUAUAGGAGGAACAUUAAGGCAGUUAUGGUUAAGUUAUAAUUUCAUUGAAAAGUUAGAUGGUUUAAAUAAUUGCAGUGUCCUCCAGACCUUAUAUAUUGGAAAUAAUAGAAUCAAAAAUUGGGAAGAAUUGGAUAAGCUAAAAGAUCUUCCUGAAUUAGAAAAUGUGCUUUUUUAUGGUAACCCAAUAUAUGAAUAAGUAAAAGAAGAUCCAAAGUUAAUCGUCUUGAAAAAGUUGCCUACCUUAAAAAAUGUUGAUGGCUACAUUAUUGAUGAUUCUGUUCUCGAAAAGGUUAAAUAAAUUGCAGAUAUCCCUAUUUCAGCUAAAUAACUUUGA
Messenger RNA from Tetrahymena thermophila SB210, 609 nucleotides. RefSeq names its product dynein light chain 1, axonemal protein. Gene Ontology annotation, molecular function: protein kinase binding. Gene Ontology annotation, cellular component: cytoplasm. The record is from RefSeq and is a predicted model, not a curated record. NCBI's taxonomy places the organism in Eukaryota, Ciliophora, Oligohymenophorea, Hymenostomatida, Tetrahymenidae. The transcript has a single exon.